AUUGUUCACUUGCCGGCGUUCCCUUGGCAACAGGCAUGGUUAGGGAUGUGGUUUAUGGCCUAUCUGCCUUUGGUGGUCCUGCAUUGAGGAAACAGGGGCUAUAUGAGAGGUGGUACCGCGCAGUGAUAGCAGCGCACACACAACAUUCGGCCUGAGCAAGUGUACUUACUCCAGACACUGCCUGGUAUUUUCUAACUGGUAGCAGUGCGCAAACUUGUUCCAGCGUGGCGGACAUUGCCGAUUACGUUUCUUCGUGGGUUUUAACUCAAGGGAUUUAUUCAGCGAUGCUGAAUGUGAACUGGGACUGUUGGCCUGACCCAGACCCGUACGAAUUCACCAUGAGUGGAACAGAUACACCGACAAUAGGCUCAGAGAUGGGGCGGCACAAGGCACGGCAGUGCGCUUGGUGCGAGGAGCUGAAAUCCUCCAAGGAGCUGAAGCUAAGUCUUCACCUGGAGGAUGGGAAAAUCUACUUCUGCUGCGAGACGUGCCUACAGGCUUACAAGAGGUCAUAUCUCAAGGGCACCUGUCCCAUCUGUGACAAGGUUGUGAAGAACCCAGAGACCCUGGAGGUGGAUGGGGAGAUGAAGCGGCUGUGUAGCCAGGAGUGUCUCGCCAUCUUCCAGCGCCGCGUGGAAGAGAAGAACGAGGGAAAGGACAAAGAAGGACGACCACACAAGCCGCGCGGGCGCCACCCUACACCCGUCAACAUGUACUCUCAGGGGAACUUCUCUUGGGGGGAGUACCUGAGAGAGACAGGUGCAAUUGCAGCUCCGCAACACUGUUUCAAACAGAGAGCCCGUGUGUUACCGGGAGGAGACAAGGCUGUUUAUCCGCCUCCCAAUGAGUUCAAGGUGGGGAUGAAGCUGGAGGCACGCGACCCCCGUAACCUGUCGUCUACUUGUGUCGCAACAGUUAUCGGGAUGCAGGGUCCGAGGUUACGUCUUCGGCUGGACGGAAGCGAUGACAAGAAUGACUUUUGGCGUCUGGUGGACUCCAACGAUCUGAAGCCAAUUGGCACCUGUGAACAACAGGGAGGUCUGCUGCAACCGCCACUAGGUUUCCGAAUGAAUGCCUCAUCUUGGCCCAUGUUCCUGUUGAGAACCUUGAAUGGAGCUGAAAUGGCCCCUGCCAGGAUAUUCCAAAAGGAGCCUCCGUUUCCCAAGUCCAACCUGUUUGAGGUGGGGAUGAAGUUGGAAGCGGUGGACCGUAAGAAUCCUCAGCUCAUCUGUCCCGCUACGAUCGGCGCCGUGGACGGGAAGAGAAUACACGUGACGUUCGACGGCUGGCUGGGAGCGUUCGACUACUGGUGUGACUACGACAACAGGGACAUCUUCCCCGUAGGCUGGUGUGCCCUCAGUGGACACAACCUGCAGCCUCCUGGAAAUAAAGUAAGUGCAGGCAUGCGCAGGCCCAUCCCCCCUCCACCGCCCCCCUCCCGAGACAAGGACGCCACGGCCGCCUCUUCAUCAUCAUCAUCAUCGGAGGGGAAGAGGAAACGCAAGUCGUCCUCGCUGUUCCAGGGCGACUCGGAUGCUGCCAGCGACACCUCUUCUGUCCAGGACAAACCUCCGUCUCCCAACGUCACAGUGGUGGAGCCUGACACAAGUACACCCAGAACACUGUCUAUGUGUGUAUACACCAACUACGGCUGUGAUACUGGGCCGUAUCUGAACCCCCGUAAGCUGGUGGACCUCCCGUCGCAGUUCGGCCCCGCCCUGCCAAGCCACGUGAUGCGGGAAGUCACGCAGGGCUGCAUCGACUGCGCCAUUCAGCAGCGGGUGGUGUUCGGACUGAUCAAGCAGGGACAGAGUCCUGGCAGGGUGGUGGUGUCGGCGACUGUUGGUGGCCAGACCCAGAGCUGUACCCUGCCCAGCUGUGAGACAGCCUCAGCUGUCCUGCGCUACCUGGAACAGCUGUGUGAGCGGCUGGAGUGCUGUGAGAACCUCUUCUCCUCCACACCCAUGCAGGGACCCUGCAGCAAGUGUACAAGGAGAGAUGAUCCUGAGGUCUCUGAUAGCAGUUCCCGUACUGCCACCAAGCGCAGGUGGUCAGCUGACUCCGGUGACACCCACCAUCAGCCAAAGGCCCCGCGCAUGCAGCGAAGGGUCACCACAGAAGCUGCCAGUUCGACCACCACGGUUGUUGGAACUGACUACCGCUCGUACGAGAGUACGUCCCGCGGUGACAAGGACCCCGGUGACUGGAGUCUGGAGGAAGUCCUUCAUUACAUCCGACACGCCGACCCCGCACUGGCACAGUACGCCGAACUGUUCCGCAAACAGGAGAUAGAUGGGAAGGCCCUGCUGUUGCUGAACAGUGACAUGAUGAUGAAGUACAUGGGACUGAAGCUGGGACCAGCCCUCAAGCUCUGCCACAUCAUUGACAAGCUCAAGACUGGCAAGAGCUGAGCUGUCAGUAAGACUACUGUCUGCUGUCAGUAAGACUGCUGUCCAUA
This is a messenger RNA of Branchiostoma belcheri (Belcher's lancelet), 2458 nucleotides long. Its product is annotated as sex comb on midleg-like protein 2. Gene Ontology annotation, cellular component: nucleus. Gene Ontology annotation, biological process: regulation of DNA-templated transcription. The transcript has 16 exons. Gene Ontology annotation, molecular function: protein binding; zinc ion binding. Bases 285 to 2411 code for a protein of 708 amino acids. NCBI's taxonomy places the organism in Eukaryota, Metazoa, Chordata, Leptocardii, Amphioxiformes, Branchiostomatidae. The record is from RefSeq and is a predicted model, not a curated record.